Molecule: messenger RNA, 738 nt
Organism: Parnassius mnemosyne (clouded apollo)
Lineage: Eukaryota; Metazoa; Arthropoda; Insecta; Lepidoptera; Papilionidae
Source: the annotation of a GenBank genome assembly
AUGAAAUACUCUGCGAUUCUCAUCCUCGUCUGCACCUUGUGGGGGGCGAAUGGGUUUCCUUAUCACUACUAUGGGACCAAUAUGGAUACUCUGUCGUACGGUUCGAACGACAAUAGACACGGUGCUAUGGUGCUGAGCCGCUUCUACAACCCGUACUACAACCCCCGUGUCGCUGGAGGCGGCAUGGCAGGCUUCAUGUAUAGGCCCGAACAAACUCAGCAACAGGCAAGCCAGUAUUAUCUUCCCGACAGACGCCGUCAAACUACACCAGAAGACUACAUCCCACCCCAGCAAAACGAAGUGUAUUACCCACUAGCACCAGAAAAGCCAUUCGCUUCGGAGCCGACGGAAAUCGCUGACCCUCUUCCUACUGUGAAAGUUGAAAUUCCCACAACAGUCAAAGCAACAGCGGUGCCAGAACUAACGGAACCCGAAAUAGAAGAAGCUGAAGAGCCAAUAGAGACAAAAGAAGUUGCACCUACUCCUAAGAAGAGAGUUAAUAAGAAGAAGCAAGCUAAGAGGCCCGUAGAAGAAGACGAGGAGGCCGAUGACUACGAACCGAGGAUUCCAAACGGAGCAUACUUCCCGAUGUUCUUUGGUUGGGGUGGUGGCCGAUCUUCGGGUGGAGCACCCAACGGAGCUACCGCUAUCGCUAACGCCUUUAGCACUGGGCGUGGUGGUGUUGCUACCAGCCACGCGACAGCUUACGGACCACCACAGCCUGAUUCGAAACUGUAA